AUGCUACUCGGAGUAGCAAAGUCUGCCUCACUGCCAUCACGACUUCUGCACCGUAGUAGGUUCUACACGACACCGACAUCAUCUUCUCGUGCUGUCCCGAUCUUGCCUGAUGCCUCAUUGACGACAUUUCGAGACCACGCUUUCGUCCCUGCUGUGCCAUCUCUCCUACCUCGCGGAUCAUUUUCUUCCAUUCCGGCUAGUCAAACAUGGUUCCAUGAGUCUUCGGAGCGUGAUGAUUGUUGCCAUCUCAACACUGCUUACCUGAAGAAAUGGGGUUCAACUGUUGUUCCCUUGGAGAUUACGAAUAAAGAUGGUACAUUCGCUCAGAUCCAUCAACCUCUUCAAUUCUUUCUCGAGUAUGUUGUGUCAUCACAAGUGCGAGUUGCAGCCAGGUCGCUGACUAUCAGCAGUGCUUCAGAACUUGAGACCAAGGCUAGCAUUUAUUUAGCACAAGCUUCAUUGUCUGACCUGCCAUCCUCCCUCCUGGAAGAUCUACCCACACCAGAACUCGUGUUGAAGGCUGGCAAAGGCGAUGUCUAUGACACAAGUAUUUGGUUAGGUCGCGCGCCGACUUAUACACCUCUGCACCGUGAUCCUAACCCAAAUCUGUUCGUUCAACUGGCCGGUAAGAAGCAGGUUCGGCUCUUCAAGCCUGACGUGGGCAACGCCAUCUUCUAUCAUGUUCAGACGACUAUUGGAGGAGCUGCCAAUGCCACCAUGCGAGGCGCCGAGAUGAUGGAAGGCGCUGAACGUACCGCACUCGAACAAGCCGUCUGGAACCCUUCCUCGGGCGCUUUCUGGAUGUCCCAAGGACUCCAGUGCGAAGUUGGUCCAGGUGAUGGUCUUUUCAUUCCGAAAGGAUGGUGGCAUAGUAUCAAGGGCGUUGGGCAGGGUAUGAUCGGUUCUGUGAAUUGGUGGUUUCGAUAA
Aureobasidium vineae is the source of this 927-nucleotide messenger RNA. The record is from the annotation of a GenBank genome assembly. NCBI's taxonomy places the organism in Eukaryota, Fungi, Ascomycota, Dothideomycetes, Dothideales, Saccotheciaceae.